CCCAAACAAACAUCAGCCAAACCUAUAUUUGCCGACUGACUGACCAUCAUCACAUCAAUCAACCGUGUCCCAAAUUUCUUUACUUUUUAAUACAUCUAUAUCUGUAUCGAUAUAUACAUAUAUAUUACAGUAACAAUUUCUUUUAGAUUUUCUUCAAGAAUAAUUAUAAAAGAGCUUCACAAUGAGUCGUUACGACAGCCGUUCCGGCGACCCCAGCUCAUACCGUGACCGGAGAACUGAUUCAGGGUUCGGUGGAGGUUCUAGUGGUGGUGGUAGUGGACAUCAUCUAUCAUCUAGCAAGAGGGACUUUGAAAGUUCGGAGCCACAACCGAAGGUGGAUUUGGAUGGAUUAACUCCUUUUGAGAAGAACUUCUAUGUGGAAUCUCCCAAUGUUGCAAAAAUGACUGAGAGUGAGGUGGAAGAGUAUAGGAGAAAAAGAGAAAUCACUGUUGAAGGUCGCGAUGUUCCUAAGCCUGUUAAGACAUUCGCUGAUGCAAGAUUUCCAGAUUAUGUUAUGCAAGAAAUCGUCAAAGCAGGCUUCACAGAGCCUACUGCAAUCCAAGCUCAAGGAUGGCCAAUGGCAUUAAAGGGUCGGGAUCUCAUUGGAAUAGCUGAAACAGGAUCUGGAAAGACCCUUUCUUAUUUAUUGCCUGCCAUUGUGCAUGUUAAUGCACAACCAAUCUUAUCUCACGGAGAUGGUCCAAUCGUAUUGGUCUUAGCUCCGACUCGUGAACUUGCUGUACAGAUACAACAAGAGGCAACUAAAUUUGGUGCAUCUUCAAAGAUAAAGAAUACUUGCAUAUAUGGUGGGGUUCCAAAGGGACCUCAAGUUCGCGAUUUACAGAAAGGUGUUGAAAUUGUUAUUGCUACGCCCGGAAGGUUGAUUGAUAUGUUGGAGUCUCAUCAUACAAACUUGAGAAGGGUCACUUAUCUUGUGUUGGAUGAGGCGGACAGGAUGUUAGACAUGGGUUUUGAACCUCAAAUGAAGAAAAUUGUGUCGCAGAUACGGCCAGAUCGUCAAACCUUGUAUUGGAGUGCCACAUGGCCGAAGGAAGUUGAGCAAGUUGCAAAACAGAUCCUUUAUAACCCAUACAAAGUGGUAAUUGGGUCUUCAGACUUAAAAGCUAAUCAUUCAAUUCACCAGCAUGUGGAUAUUGUGACCGAGAAUCAGAAGUAUAACAAAUUGGUGAAACUGCUGGAUGAUAUCAUGGAUGGUAGUCGAAUAUUGAUUUUUAUGGACACUAAAAAGGGGUGUGACCAAAUUACUCGUCAGCUCCGGAUGGAUGGUUGGCCUGCAUUAUCCAUUCAUGGAGAUAAAAGUCAAGCAGAAAGGGAUUGGGUUUUAUCUGAGUUCAAAGCUGGCAAAAGUCCAAUAAUGAUGGCCACAGACGUUGCAGCCCGUGGGUUAGACGUGAAGGACGUGAAAUAUGUGAUCAAUUAUGACUUCCCUGGUUCACUUGAAGAUUAUGUUCAUCGGAUUGGCCGAACAGGAAGAGCCGGGGCAAAGGGGACAGCAUACACCUUCUUUACAGCAGCAAAUGCUAGGUUUGCUAAAGAACUUAUUGCCAUCCUUCAGGAGGCUGGUCAGAAAGUCAAUCCUGAUCUAGCAGCGAUGGGUCGUGGUGCACCUCCUCCUCCUGGACAUGGUGGUUUUCGUGAUCGUGGGCGGGGUUAUAGCGGCGGACGAUCUUGGAACUGAUUAACUUUCAAAAAGAAAACAUACGAGGUUACCAACAAGUGGAUACUAUCCACUUGCCAACAAGCGGGGUUAUAUAAUAAUGUGCUCCUCCUGCACGUUUGAAACUGGUUUGCUGGUUCUUUUAUAUGUUCACUUCUUUAAACCAUUGUUAGUAGUGCAGUUAGAGCGUUGUGGUCGUGUAUCAAAGAUAGAAUUCACCAAGUAGAACUUUUGAUUAUAUGCUUGCGGGACCUUCAACCUAUUUUCAGACUUGAACUAGUGUUUAUCGUGUCAAGAAUUUCUUUGCUUCAGACUUAUAAUCCACCUGGUUCAUGACUUCUUAAACAUAUGUUUCGUUGACUAUCGCCCGAAUACCCAAGACUGUUCAUCCAUCCUGGCAUAAUACAAGGACCUUGAACCUAUUUUCGGACUUGAAACUAGUGUAUGGUGUCACAGAUACCUUUACUCCAUACUUAUGUAAUAUUUCUGGUUCAUGAGUUCUUUGAUAUAUAUCUGGUUGAGUAUUGGCUGAAUUUCCAAACUGUUUAUCCAUCCUAGUAGAAUAUUAUAAGGCUUGGAAAGAGUUGUAUUAUUAAUUUAUUAUUAUCUAUAUAUUCAACUGAAGACUAAA
Messenger RNA from Erigeron canadensis, 2309 nucleotides. RefSeq names its product DEAD-box ATP-dependent RNA helicase 20. Gene Ontology annotation, cellular component: nucleus; ribonucleoprotein complex; cytoplasm. The transcript is spliced from 10 exons. Gene Ontology annotation, molecular function: RNA helicase activity; ATP binding; RNA binding. The record is from RefSeq and is a predicted model, not a curated record. NCBI's taxonomy places the organism in Eukaryota, Viridiplantae, Streptophyta, Magnoliopsida, Asterales, Asteraceae. The coding region runs from base 182 to 1699 and encodes 505 amino acids.